UUUCGUUUAAAAACAAUGCGUGUUCCUCCUGUGACGUUGAAAGCACGGAAUUUGUAAUUCAAAUUAGUAGACAAAAAAAUUCGUUAAAUAUAUUCGGAAAUUAUUUACAUAAAAACUAUGAUAACAAGACUUUACAACACGGAAGAAGACCCCGCUUUGUGUUCAAUAAUUUGGGGUGCUAAUUUAACGGCAACGUCUGGCGGUCGUAACGGUAAUGCGGAUGGAAUAAGCGCAACACCAACUUUGGAUGGAAAUUUUGGGAACAGCGGUGAUAAUUUACGUGAUGACUUUUUCAUCGCAAAUGAGAGUGUGGAGGACCCACGUACAGAAGCGUUACGUGAAUACUCAUAUGGCAUUAUUUUGCCUAUUAUCUGCGCGCUCGGCAUCAUUGGCAAUGUGCUAAAUCUGAUUGUACUUACACGCAGGAAUAUGCGGGGCACGGCCUACAUUUACAUGAGAGCAUAUUCUACAGCAGCGUUACUUGCAAUAGUUUUUGCUAUUCCUUUUGGUAUACGAAUGCUUGUGCACAAGGACAGAGGACAAUGGGAAGAGUUUGGUCCAGCUUUCUACACAGCACACUUAGAAUUAUUUUUAGGCAAUGGCUGUUUAGGUGUUGGUGUUAUGAUGCUUUUGGUGCUUACAAUUGAGCGUUAUGUGUCCGUGUGUCAUCCAAGUUUUACACGUCCUGUGAUGGGACCACCAGGUCUGAUUGUAUUUUUAACAACGCUGGUCACCUUUAUCAUUUAUAUGCCAAGCGUGUUUCGCGGUGAACUCAUCAAAUGUGAGCUGCAGGCAGAUGGCAAUUUAGUAUAUUUUCGUCGGGAUAAUAAUGCAUUCCUUCGAACUAUUUUCUAUUCAGUUUACAAAGUUAUGCUGGAGGUGAUAUUUAAAUUGAUUCCCACCGUUCUGAUUGCGGGCCUCAAUUUGCGUAUUAUGAUGGUGUAUCGUCAAACUUGCGAAAAGCGACGUAAAAUGAUACUAACGCGUUCCACCUACAUUAAGGAUGAUGAUCCACGUAAAUUCGCAGAAGAACGAAGACUAUUUUUACUUUUAGGAAGUACAUCUAUUUUAUUUCUGUUAUGUGUUUCGCCAAUGGCCAUUUUGCACAUGACAAUUGCAUCUGAAGUUUUACCAAGUUUUUCAUUUCAGGUGAGUAGUUAUAUGGGCCAAAAGUUGUGGGCUUUAUAGUCAUUUUUGUAUUUUCUAUUAAACGGAAAUUGCAUUUGCAUAUAUGUAUGUAGUUAGUAUUCAACAUACUGUAUGCCAUGUAGAUGGAUUUUAUGCUGUGACAGCUUGAAAUUUUUGGAAAUAUUUUAAGUUUGCCAGGACACAACUUUGAAUUUCUACUUUUAAGUA
This is a messenger RNA of Teleopsis dalmanni, 1356 nucleotides long. Its product is annotated as probable G-protein coupled receptor B0563.6. The transcript is spliced from 7 exons. Gene Ontology annotation, cellular component: membrane. Gene Ontology annotation, biological process: G protein-coupled receptor signaling pathway. Bases 118 to 1188 code for a protein of 356 amino acids. NCBI's taxonomy places the organism in Eukaryota, Metazoa, Arthropoda, Insecta, Diptera, Diopsidae. Gene Ontology annotation, molecular function: G protein-coupled receptor activity. The record is from RefSeq and is a predicted model, not a curated record.